AUGCGAUUCCUCUGCGUGCUGAUCCUCUCCUGCCUCCUGGCGGUGGCCUAUACCGCCACGACGAGUCCAGCAGAUCCGACAACGACUCCAACAGCGACUCCAACAACGACUCCAACAACGAGUCCGACUACGACCACUCCAUCCACAGACAGCUCGACCACCAAUUCAACCACCACGGCCACCACUGUGGCCCCCACGACCUCCUCCACCACGGAGGCUUCGACUUCCGACAAGAAAGUGAAACACGAAACCCAUUGGAAAGUCGUAAGACGCGAGCCCGCUAAGAUCAUAACGACUCAUCAUAGCAAGGGCCAUGAGGAAAAGAAGGACAAGAAGACUAAGAAGGACAAUAAGACUAAGAAGGACAACAAGAACAACAAGAGGAAGAACAGGCGUACCCGUCGCAGUGGUUAA
Molecule: messenger RNA, 414 nt
Organism: Drosophila takahashii
Lineage: Eukaryota; Metazoa; Arthropoda; Insecta; Diptera; Drosophilidae
Source: RefSeq, a predicted model, not a curated record